AUGGAGACUCAUCUGAGCUAUAUUCCACCCGCUGAGCUCAAGAUCAUUACCGAAGCAGCUCGGAUAUUCGACAAUCUGAGACGCACGUCGGUGAACAAGAACGACAGUCUUCCUUGGACUCCCCAGGAGAUUAUGUUGCGCGAUCUCUGGGCUAUCCACUUGAAUGUGCCUGGCGAACAUGUUCUGCGUCACGAUGAUUUCUCUCAACUCGGGGGCGACUCGAUAGCAGAAAGGAAGCUGAGCACUGCAGCCCGCGUCAAAGGGAUCUCGCUCUCUGCCUCUGAAAUCAUGGACAAUCAAGUUCUCCAUGUCAUGGCCACCAUCAUGAAGGAUACCCUAGACCAACCGGCAGAAAAGCCACGUCCUUUUUGCUUGAUUCCCAAUAAUCACCUCCAACCCACCUUGAGAGAGGCAGCUAUGGGUUAUGGGAUAUCCCAGGAUCUGAUCGAGGAUAUAUACCCCUGCACCCCUUUUCAAGCAGGGUGGAUGAGUCUAUCGGAAAGGCAUGGAGGCAAAGACGCCGGUGUUAUCCGCACCGUGAUCCAUGUCGAUCCAAGGGCAGACAUGGCUCGGCUGGCUGCUGCAUGGGCGACAGUCUUCUACUUGAACCCGAUUAUGCGAACCAGGCUACGGUCAUUCGUGCUGUGUGCCCACCAUUCGAUUUGGGAUGAAUGGCAGACACGCCUGGUGCUGGAGCAGGUGGAGCAAGUUUAUCGGGGAGAGAUUUCGAGUGCUGAAAGCACGAGUGCAUUCAAUGUUUUUGUCCAGUAUCUCACUGAAAUCGAUGAAGCGAAGGAGAAUUCAUACUCACAAAAUGCCCUGGAGGACGACGGCCGUGCUCUUUCAUUCCCACCGAUCACCCGUCAACUAAGCUCUACAUGGAGUAACCGAUCGCAGAGGCGUGAUAUCACUUUUGACGCCCAAGUCCGUCGGAGUGGUAACACCGAAUUUCUAUUAUCCACAUGCAUUCGACAGGCGUGGGCUCUGAUAUGCGCGGCAUACACAGGUUCAAAUGACGUGGUCUUCGGUGCGACAGUCAGUGGCCGAGGUGUACCCGUCUCUGGGAUCGAGCGCAUCGUUGGCCCAACCGUUGCCAUUGUUCCACUCAGAGUACAACUCAACCGCGAUGCAACUGUCCAGGAGACUUUGAAAGGAAUUCAUGAGCAAAUGCUGCACAUGAUACCAUACGAACAAUCCGGAUUGCAGCAUAUACAGAAUAUGGGACCCGGCCCAACGGCUGCCUGUAACUUUCAGUCGUUACUUAUUGUCCGUUCAACUCCCCCGGUCAUCCAGCGCAAUUCGGUACUGAUCCGAGCUGAGGAUGAGCCUAAUUCAUUGCCCAAUCUCAGAAGCUACCCACUCGUGGUAGAAUGUACCAUCAUGCCCGAUCAAGCAGGUGUGUCGGUGCGCGUGGCGUACAAUGAUCCCGUUCUUGAUGCGGUAAAAAUUGAACGGAUCAUCGAGCAGCUGCAGCUGGUAUUAGUUCAGACGUGGACCCAUCCAAACUCAAGACUGCGGGACAUCGACACUGUCAGCCCCCGUGAACUUGAGACAUUGAGCACUUGGAACUCUUCAAUGCCGCCGUCAGUGGAAUGUUGCCUUCACAAUCUCGUUCAGGGGAAAAUGGAAGUCCUUCCAGACAUGCAAGCAGUCUACUCAUGGGACAAGUCCCUCACUGCGCGUCAGCUAAAUGAGUUGUCUUCACGACUGGCAGGCCAUAUCCGGAGUCUACGGAUUGGGCCCGAGACUGUUGUGCCGUUAUUCUUCGAGAGGUCGUCCUUGAUAGUUGUGACAGUGCUGGCCGUGCUCAAGAGUGGAAAUGUCUGUUUAGCCCUGGACAAAUCUCAACCUGCUCAGCGAUUGGUGAAGAUGGUGCGAAGAACUGGGGCCCAGUUUAUGUUGGUGUCGGAGAGUUUGGAUGGAGCCCUACAAAUGGAGGAUGUCAGCCAGCUCGUGGUUACAACUCGUUGCGUUUAUUGCACGAGACGAAGACACCAGAUCUUCUUUUAG
This is a messenger RNA of Penicillium alfredii, 2010 nucleotides long. RefSeq lists its product as uncharacterized. Gene Ontology annotation, biological process: secondary metabolite biosynthetic process; amino acid activation for nonribosomal peptide biosynthetic process. Gene Ontology annotation, cellular component: cytoplasm. NCBI's taxonomy places the organism in Eukaryota, Fungi, Ascomycota, Eurotiomycetes, Eurotiales, Aspergillaceae. The transcript has 2 exons. The record is from RefSeq and is a predicted model, not a curated record. Gene Ontology annotation, molecular function: phosphopantetheine binding; catalytic activity. The coding region runs from base 1 to 2010 and encodes 669 amino acids.